Paramecium octaurelia is the source of this 1585-nucleotide messenger RNA. NCBI's taxonomy places the organism in Eukaryota, Ciliophora, Oligohymenophorea, Peniculida, Parameciidae. The record is from the annotation of a GenBank genome assembly.
AUGUAACAGGCCUUUCUGUCUAAUUCGAUGAAUGUAUUAAUCAAAGAAACCAACAACCAAUUAAAGGGCCAAUUGGCUUAAUACGAUUAAAGAUUGAAAACAAUCAUAAACUAAAGUAUACAUAUAAAAAAUUAUGCUUUAGUAUUCAGAAAGCAAAGGAUGUUUCAAAAUAUUUACUUAUUUGUUGAUGUCAAUGAAAAUAUUAUCAACACCUAAACCCCAUUUUACUGCCCAUCCAACAUUUCGCAGAAAGAAUCUAAAUCCAUCUUUUGCCUAAUGGCCUAUUAAUAUGAUGAAACUAACUAUACGGAGUUAUCAACAGCAAUCUAAAAAUAAUUUUAGGUUGUUUCGCUAUUUCAUUAAACCAUAUAGAUUUUUGACGCAACCCAAUUCAUAGCUACAGGAAUAGCUUACACCUCAGAUGACUCAAUUCCUAUAUUAGGAACUUGGCCAGCCUUAAAUUCCACAUUAUCCUACAAUGCUCAUCAAAGAUCUUGGUAUCUAAGCCACAUAGCAUAAAUGAAAAAUGGGCUUUAAUACUAGUAUAGUGAUUUAUUUACAACCAUUUUUGGCACUUACACUAUUGCCAUAUCACAAAAUUUAACGAAUAAAAAUAAUUAAUUUGCAGGAGUUGUUUUUAAUUUAAUGGAUUUUAAUGUCUUUAAAAAAAAUUUCAAUGCUGAUUACAUUUUAACUAACAUCAAAGGUUAAAUUAUCAUAGGACAAUUCAAAUACCCUCCAAAUACAACCAAGCCGAUUUUCUUUUUUAAUGAUUCAAUUACCGGUUUCAAUUAAGUCGAUUGGGAUUCAAUAUCCAUUAUAAUUAAUGACACUUCAAAUUAAUAUGAUAUCGAAUCUCUAAGCAAUUGCUCCCAAGAUGUAUCCGACUAUCUCUGCAGAUACAACUCAUUGUACGGUUAGGAAGUCCUUAUAAUUGCUAAAUAACUUGAAUAUCCUCCAUAUCCACCUCAAAUAGUGAUUAUGUACAAUAUUCAAUUAUCAUUAAAGAUUCAAAAAUAUAACAGAAGUUUAUCAAUAGGUUCAUUAACUCAAUCAAAAUAUAUAUUUAUUAUUCGCUUCAGAAUUUUAGAAAGAUAUACAAAUUUUGGUCCUUGUUGCCGUUGGAAUUAUCUUACUAUUUUUAAUCCUCUUGAAUCAAAUCACCAAGUCUCUAAACCUUUUAAUUAAAUACUCGAAAUUUCAAUAGAAUAACCUAACAUACUUAAAGGAACAAUAUUAAAUGAAUCGAUAAAUUGAGGCCAUAACUAAUUUCUACAAUUUUAAGCAGAACUUGAGGAUGAUCAGAUUCUCCGAAAAUGCUUUAGAUUAAUUAACUUUGCAAUAUUUCUGUAAAACCUAUCUUAUACUGUAGAAUUGCUUUCUAUAUUGAAGGGCCAAUAAGGAGAAUUUAAGAAAUCUGAAGAGUGCCUCUAAUUGGAGUAAACCCCUUAUCCAAAGACUCGAUAUUUCUUAAGGCUCUCCCAAACUUAAACCCUACACAAUUACCAUUCGAUUAUAGAUGGAAAAACUGUUAAUCAAAUUAUUUAAUAUUUUUUAAUAAAAAAAUAGAAAUAUUGAUUAUUUU